Molecule: messenger RNA, 1385 nt
Organism: Mercurialis annua (annual mercury)
Lineage: Eukaryota; Viridiplantae; Streptophyta; Magnoliopsida; Malpighiales; Euphorbiaceae
Product: type III polyketide synthase B
Exons: 2
Coding region: 114-1283 (389 amino acids)
Biological process (GO): polyketide biosynthetic process
Molecular function (GO): acyltransferase activity, transferring groups other than amino-acyl groups
Source: RefSeq, a predicted model, not a curated record
CACAAUUUUUAUUUGUAUAUAUAUACCAGCAUUGCCCUCAUUUCGCUUUAAGUUCAAUUUUCUAGCUCUUCUAAACCCUAAAAUUUUUUAUCUUUUUUUGUUUUAGUGAAGAAAUGGGGAGUGAAGCAGGUUUAUCAAACAAGGGCAGUUCUGGCAAAGCUACAAUUCUGGCACUUGGUAAAGCAUUUCCUCAUCAGCUUGUGAUGCAGGAGUUUCUUGUUGAUGGCUAUUUCAAGAACACCAACUGUGAUGAUCCAGCCCUCAAGCAGAAGCUAGCUAGACUCUGUAAGACAACAACUGUGAAAACAAGGUAUGUGGUGAUGUCUGAUGAAAUACUAAAGAAGUAUCCUGAACUCGCCAUUGAAGGCCUUCCAACUGUAAAGCAGAGACUAGACAUCUGCAACGUCGCUGUAACACAAAUGGCAAUUGAAGCUUCACAGAAUUGUAUCAAAAAAUGGGGAAGGCCUUUAUCAGACAUAACUCACUUAGUUUACGUUUCGUCGAGUGAAGCGAGACUACCGGGGGGUGAUCUUCAUCUUGCAACAGGAUUAGGACUCAGCCCAGAGACGCAGCGUGUCAUGCUUUAUUUCAUGGGCUGCUCAGGAGGAGUAGCUGGUCUUCGUGUUGCAAAAGAUCUUGCAGAAAACAAUCCUGGUAGUCGGGUUCUGCUUGCUACUUCCGAAACGACAAUAAUCGGAUUCAAGCCGCCAAGUGCAGAUAGACCGUAUGAUCUAGUCGGCGUUGCGCUGUUUGGUGAUGGAGCUGGGGCUAUGAUAAUAGGCACGGACCCAGAUUCAACGUCGGAAAGUCCACUCUUCGAACUUCACACAGCAAUGCAGAAUUUCUUGCCUGAUACCGAAAAGAUUAUCGACGGCAGGCUAACAGAAGAAGGAAUCACCUUCAAGCUAGGAAGGGAGCUUCCUCAAAUAAUUGAAGAUAACAUAGAGGGAUUCUGUCAUAAACUAAUGGGCGUUGCCGGAUUACCUGAGACAGAGUACAACCAGCUAUUCUGGGCAGUUCAUCCGGGCGGUCCUGCAAUACUGAAUAGGAUAGAAAAACGGCUUGAUUUGUUUCCGGAUAAACUAAAUGCCAGCAGACGAGCUCUGAUGGACUAUGGUAAUGCAAGCAGCAAUACCAUAGUGUAUGUUCUAGAGUACAUGAUUGAAGAAAGCUUGAAGAUGAAGGAGAACAACGGAACCGAUAAUGAAUGGGGUUUGAUACUUGCUUUUGGACCUGGAAUCACCUUUGAAGGUAUUCUUGCCAGGAACCUGGCCGUCGUCUAAAUAUAGUUCACUGCCUUCUAUAAUAACUAGAAACUUCAGUUAUUAUUGUACCAGAAAUGCCUGAAAGCUAAAGAAAGUUUUAUAUGUAAUUUGAUUUUAUCA